Vitis riparia (riverbank grape) is the source of this 6836-nucleotide messenger RNA. Its product is annotated as putative disease resistance protein RGA3. The record is from RefSeq and is a predicted model, not a curated record. NCBI's taxonomy places the organism in Eukaryota, Viridiplantae, Streptophyta, Magnoliopsida, Vitales, Vitaceae. The transcript is spliced from 4 exons. Gene Ontology annotation, biological process: defense response to other organism. Bases 216 to 1769 code for a protein of 517 amino acids. Gene Ontology annotation, molecular function: ADP binding.
AUUUUUUCAAGCAUAAAAAAAGCUCGAGUUAGAUUUGAAAGCUUAGUCAAAAUUUAACCUAAUCUUAUUUUUUUAGGCAUGAGAUUAGUUUGAGUUUGAUUCAAGUAGUAUAUCAUAAAAUAGGCAUGAGAUGAGUCGAGUUUCAUUGAAGUAUUAUAUCAUAAUUCAUCCUCCAUUCCUCUUCAUUCAUCAAUCCCACCUUCUUCACCCUCCCCAUGGCUGAUGCCCUCGUUUCUAUUGUGCUGGAACGCUUAACUUCGGUUGUUGAACAGCAGAUUCAUGAACAAGUUUCUCUGGUUCCGGGUGUUGAAUCAGAAAUUCAAAGUCUCAAAAGCACACUCCGCUCCGUCCGAGAUGUUCUUGAAGAUGCCGAGAGGAGAAAAGUGAAGGAAAAAUCUGUCCAAGGUUGGUUGGAGAGGCUCAAAGACAUGGCCUACGAAAUGAUGGACGUGCUGGAUGAGUGGAGCAUUGCUAUUUUUCAAUUCCAGAUGGAGGGAGUUGAAAAUGCUUCCACGUCUAAGACGAAGGUAAGCUUCUGUAUGCCCUCCCCUUUCAUCCGUUUCAAGCAAGUUGCAAGUGAACGGACCGAUUUUAAUUUUGUCUCUAGUAGGAGUGAGGAGCGACCACAGCGACUUAUAACUACCUCUGCAAUUGAUAUUUCAGAGGUGUACGGUCGGGAUAUGGAUGAAAAAAUCAUAUUAGAUCAUUUGUUGGGUAAGAUGCGUCAAGAGAAAUCUGGCCUCUACAUCGUCUCCAUAUUUGGGACGGGAGGCAUGGGCAAAACAACUCUUGCUCGACUAGCCUACAACCACCGAAAGGUGAAGACCCAUUUUGAUGAAAGAAUAUGGGUCUGUGUCUCUGAUCCUUUUGAGCCAGCCAGAAUUUUUAGGGAUAUUGUUGAAAUCAUCCAGAAAGCGUCUCCUAAUCUCCAUAAUUUGGAAGCUUUACAACAAAAAGUUCAAACGUGUGUCUCUGGAAAGAAGUUCCUUCUUGUGCUAGAUGAUGUGUGGACUGAAGACAAUCAAUUGUGGGAACAACUGAAGAACACCCUCCACUGCGGAGCAGCAGGGAGUAGAAUUCUGGCGACCACACGCAAAGAGAGUGUUGUUAAGAUGAUGAGAACUACGUACAAGCAUCCCUUGGGGGAGCUGUCUUUGGAGCAAUCUCGGGCAUUAUUCCAUCAAAUAGCUUUCUCUGAAAGGGAGAAAAAGGAAGAAUUAAAAGAAAUUGCUGAGAAAAUAGCAGACAAAUGCAAGGGCUUGCCCCUCGCUAUAAAAACUUUAGGGAACCUCUUGCGCAUAAAAAAUAGCGAGGAAGAAUGGAAGUACGUAUUGAAUAGUGAAGUAUGGCAGCUAGAUGAGUUUGAGAGAGAUAUUUCCCCUGCUUUGUUGUUGAGUUAUUAUGAUCUGCCCCCUGCAAUUCAACGCUGCUUCUCAUUUUGUGCUGUUUUUCCAAAAGCCUCGGUUAUUGAGAGAGAUGAGCUGAUCAAGUUGUGGAUGGCACAAAGCUAUCUCAAAUCUGAUGGGAGUAAAGAGAUGGAGAUGAUUGGGAGAACGUACUUUGAAUAUUUAGCUGCUCGGUCUUUCUUCCAAGAUUUUGAAAAAGAUACUGAUGGUAAUAUAAUACGUUGUAAGAUGCAUGAUAUAGUGCAUGAUUUUGCUCAAUUUUUGACUCAGAAUGAAUGCUUUAUUGUGGAGGUUGACAACCAACAAAUGGAGAGCAUAGAUUUAUCCUUCAAAAAGAUUCGUCAUAUCACCUUAGUUGUCUGAGAGAGUACCCCUAAUUUCGUCUCCACUUAUAACAUGAAGAAUCUACACAUCCUCUUGGCUAAGGAAGCAUUCAAGUCAAGUGUUCUUGUAGCCUUACCUAAUUUGUUAAGGCAUGUGACAUGUCUCAGGGCAUUGGAUUUGAGCAGCAAUCAGUUGAUUGAGGAACUACCUAAGGAGGUAGGAAAAUUGAUACAUUUAAGAUUCCUUAAUCUAUCAGGGUGUUUUUGGUUGAGAGAGUUGCCUGAAACAAUUUGUGAUUUAUAUAAUUUGCAAACCUUAAAUAUUCAAGGAUGUUCCAGUCUUCCGAAACUACCAUAGGCAAUGGGUAAACUAAUUAAUUUGAGGCAUCUUGAAAAUUCUUUUCUUAAUAAUAAGGGCUUGCCAAAAGGAAUUGGAAGAUUAAGCUCUCUUCAGACGCUGAAUGUUUUCAUUGUGAGUAGUCAUGGCAAUGAUGAAGGCCAAAUAGGAGACCUGAGAAACUUGAACAACCUAAGAGGAGAUCUUUCCAUUCAAGGGUUGGAUGAAGUGAAAGAUGCAGGGGAGGCAGAAAAAGCAAAAUUGCAGAAUAAGGUACACCUCCAAGAUUUGACAUUGGGAUUUGAUAGAGAGGAGGGGACCAAGGGUGUGGCUGAAGCUCUACAACCCCAUCCAAACUUGAAAGCUCUACAUAUAUAUUAUUAUGGUGAUAGAGAGUGGCCCAAUUGGAUGAUGGGUUCAUCAUUAGCUCAACUGAAAAUACUUAACCUCAAGUUUUGAGAAAGAUGUCCAUGUUUGCCUCCUUUGGGGCAACUGCCUGUCCUCGAGGAGCUGGGGAUAUGGAAAAUGUACGGUGUGAAAUACAUAGGUAGUGAGUUUUUGGGAUCAUCAUCAACAGUAUUCCCAAAGUUGAAGGAAUUGGCUAUUUCUGGUUUGGAUGAAUUGAAGCAAUGGGAAAUAAAAGAAAAAGAAGAGAGGUCAAUAAUGCCAUGUCUCAAUCACUUGAUUAUGAGAGGCUGCCCAAAGCUGGAGGGACUGCCGGACCACGUGCUCCAAAGGACAACAUUGCAGAUAUUGAACAUCAGAUCUUCUCCUAUUCUGGAACGACGCUAUAGAAAGGAUAUCGGAGAGGAUCGGCACAAAAUAUCUCAUAUCCCACAAGUCAAAUGUAGAUGCGACUGAAUGGUCAUCUCACUUCACCUCAUGUCGCUCUUGUUAUAGGCUUCUCCAUUGAAGAGUAAGAGACGUUGAGGAAGACAAUGGUUGGCGACGAACGACGGCGGCUUGGGCGAUGCCGAAUUAUCCAUGGCAGUGAAGGGCAGCAUCUCCAAUGAUUAGUGGCGAGAACAGCUUCCGGGAUGGCGGUGAUGAGGCAGUAACCAGCCAUAGCGGUGGGUUUGGUUGUGGCGGGAGAUUUCUUCACCCAAAGAGGUCUUUUUUUAGGGCAUGACAAUCAUAUAUGCACAAAGUCUGCAGUUGCGUAAUCCGGAGCAAGCAGUCCGGCAGGGCCUCUAGCUUGGGGCAUUUAUCCACUGUCAAUGAACGGAGACAUGGCAUUAUUGCAACAUGGUAUUCUUCUUUUACUUUCCACUUUUUCCGCCUCCAUAAAAGCAAACGUCAGUUUCUUCAACUUUGGGAAUGCAAUUGUUGUGUUAUUGUUGUUGUUCUCAAAAAUUCAUGACCCACAUACUUCAAGGAAACCAUUUCCCAAAUGUCAAGCCCCUCCAACUGAGGUAGUUUUCCCAAGGAAGGCAAAUGGGUGCACUUUAUAGUUUAUACUACCUUCCAGCUUAAGUGUUGUCAAUUGGGUUAGCGAUGUGGUCAACCAAUUGGGGAAUUUGAUGUCAUUGUAAUGGUAUAUGCCUAAAGAUUUCAGGUCUUGAGGGGGUUGUAGGGCUUUAGCCAGGAUCUUCAUCCCCUCUGUUGCUUCUUCCUUAUCUGUAUAGAAAUUCAAAUAUGGAGGUGCUUCUUUUUCUUUAAGUCUGCUUUCUCUGCCACCCUUGCAUCCUUGGCAUUACCCAAUCCACUUAUUGCAAGAUGCCCACAAAGAUUGUCCAAGUUUUGCAGGUCUCCCACUUUGAGUGAAUUAUCAUCACCGUCAUCACCCACAACAGCAAUCUCUGCCAAUGUUCGAAGUGAACUUAAUCUGCCAAUUCCUUUGGGCAACAUCCUUUUAAGAGUGCUGUCUGUUUCAAGAUGUCUCAAGUUUAUCAGUUUUCCCAUCCCCUGAGGUAGAUUCUCAAGACGCCAACAUCGACUAAGUGUCAAGGUUUGCAAAUUACAUAAUUUGCACAUAGCUUCUGGCAAUUCUUUCAAGCAAGCAUUAUUCGACAAGUUAAGAUACCUGAGAUGUAUCAGCUGUGCUAUCUCCCUGGGAAGUUCUUCAAUUGAGUUGUUGGCCAAUUCUAAUGUUCUAAGAGAUUGCAAACAUUGGAAUAUAUUAGGUAGCCCUUUAUGAAUGUGUAAGUUGCCUCGAGACAUAACUAAGAUAGUCUGUAGAUUCUCUAUAUUGAAAAUAGAGACAGGAAAGGGGCUGCUAUAUGAAAAUACCAUACUUGAAUGACAACCCAUUUUAUAGAAUGAUUCUAGCCUCAGAUCUUUUCCAUUAUCAACCUCCAUGAUAAAACAUUCAUUUUUUGUCAAAAAUUGGGCGAAAUCAUGCACUAUGUCAUGCAUCUUACACUAUUAUAUUUCCAUCAUUGUCUUUUACAAAAUCUUGGAAAAGAGAGCGCAUUUCUAAGCUUUCAAAGUACUCACGACCUAUGGUCUCCAUCUCUUUACUUCUAGGGCUGAGGUAACUCUGGGCCAUCCACAACUUGAUCAAAUUAUCCCGCUUUAUGACAUGAUCUUUUGGAAACAGUGCACAAUACGAGAAACAACAUUUCAUUGCAGAAGACAGAUCAUAGUAACUCAGUAAUAAAGCAGGGGAAAGAUCUCUUUCGAACAUUUCCAGUUGCCAUGCUUCACUAUUCAAAAACAUUUACCCAGUCUUCUUUCCUCUCUUUUAAACACAAGAGACUCCCCAAAGUUUUUGUGGCAAGAGGCAAGCCCUUGCACUUGUCUGCUAAUUUUUAGCCAAUUUCUUCUAAUUCUUCAGUACCUUUCUUAGUUUUGCCAAAAAAAAAAGCGAUCUUACUGAACAGUGACCAGCAUUGCUUCUUAGACAAUUCUUCAAGUGGGUGUGUGUAGGUAGUUCCUAUCAUUCUAACCACUCCCAUUUUACAGGUGGUCACCAAAAUUAUGCUCUCUGGUGCUCCACACUUGAGACAAUUCACCAGCUCCCAAAUCUGUUAGUUUUCAUUCCACACGUCAUCCAACACAAGGAGGAACUUCUUUCUUGCAAUAGAGUUUUGAAUUUCUUGUUGUAAAAUUUCAAGUUCAUGGAGAUGACUAGAAGUUUUUCUUUCAAGUGCUUCAAGUAUUGCCCUUGAAAUCCUCAUUGCGUCAAAAGGGUCUGACACACAUACCCAAAUCCUUUUGUCAAAAUGGGAACACACCUUAACAUCAUUGUAGGCUAGUUGAGCAAGCGUUGUCUUUCCAAUACCUCUCAAACCUACGAUUGAGAUGAUAUGGAGAUCCAAUGUUUUUUACUACUGCCACACAACAAUUUGCUUAUUAUGAUAUCCUUAUCCUCGCCUCGACCUUGUACCUCUGAUACAUCAAUAAAAGAGGUAGUUUUUGGUCUCUCAGGCUCUUCCAUGCCUGAAAUAAAAUUAAAAUUAUACCUAUCUUUCUCCUGGGCAAUCACAUCUAGUCUUCCAUUGAUUUCUCCUAUCUUAAGAGCAAUGUCAUGACAUAGGUGGAUACCAUGAAUAGGAAAACAAGGGAAAGGGAUACAGCUGCACACUUUCUUCUUGUGAGUGAGAGUAUUGUCAACUCCCUGAAUUUGGAAUUUGAGAAUUGAUGAGCUCCAUUCAUCCAGCACGUUGUCCAUGUCAUAUGCCAAUCCUUUGAGAUCUUCUAGCCAAAUUUUUACAGCUUCAUCCUUAACUUGUCUCUUCUCUGCAUCCACAAGAACUGCUCGGAUGUUCCUGAGUGUGUUGGUGAGCUUUUGGAUGUCAUUUUCAGCACCCACAACCAGUCUCAACUCUGGUUGAAUCUGCUGUUGGAUUACUAAAGCCAACCGCUCCAAGACAAUGGAAACAAGGGCAUCAGCCAUGCUGUGUGAUGAAUUGGGCAGAAUUGAAAAAUGAAUGAUGGACAUAAAAGUUUCAGCUUAUGUCCUCAUUUGUAGCUACAAUCAUGUAGUUGAGUUCAUAGAAAAAUGGCCCAACCACCAAGUUGACUUCAAGAGGAUGAGUCUUUUUUCCUUUUUCUCAAAGUGUUUAUAAUAUGAGCAUUAGUUUAUUUCAUUUAUUUCUCAAUUUCAAUUUCAAUUUUUCUAAAUUUUAUUCUUAGAAGAUUCGUACGGUUAUUGUGUUUGCUGAUAAUUGCUUUGUUUUAUUUUUCAAUUUUGGUUUCAUUGUUGUCUUUCUUCUUGGUGUGUGGCAAUGACAAUCUUGAAGAUAAUGGUUCCCUGGGUCAUGUUUGUAGCUCCUUUCUUUUGCUUCUAUCUUUUUUUCUAUUUUCUUUUUCUCAACUCAGGAACUAAGCAUGAUUUAAAUAUUCACCUUCAGCUUUGUUUUUACCCUCAUUCUUGGGGAGGUUGGAGUCCUCAUUGUUUGUUUUAGUUCAGGUCUGUUAUGCAUCAUCGGAUUCCAUUAGAUGGUUGACAAUCAAUUAUUUGUUAAUAUAAUAUUAAUAACAUCCAUUGACUAUAAUAGUUACGCUAAUACUAUUCAUAUUAAUAUUAAUAUUUGAUUGGCAGGAAAAUGGAUGACAACAACCCAACAACCAGGAUUUGCUUUCUUUGCCAACUCAGACCAGAUCAUCCUUAGCUGGUGAGUACAUAAAUAAAUACAUAAGCAAAAUAAUAAGUGGGUAACAUCUACUCCCCUUAAUACCCUUUGUUGUUUUUUUUUCUUUUAAUUAAUAUAAGCACACUUAAUGUAAACAUCUAUUCCCUAUUUGUUUAGUUGUAUACCAAUUUAUUACUUGUAACAAAAUCACUUUUUCAAAUGCUAAUUCAUUAGUCCACUUUCCUUAUUUAAA